Messenger RNA from Dioscorea cayenensis subsp. rotundata (Guinea yam), 1674 nucleotides. RefSeq names its product GRAS family protein RAD1-like. Gene Ontology annotation, biological process: regulation of DNA-templated transcription. Lineage: Eukaryota; Viridiplantae; Streptophyta; Magnoliopsida; Dioscoreales; Dioscoreaceae. Gene Ontology annotation, molecular function: DNA-binding transcription factor activity; sequence-specific DNA binding. Bases 1 to 1470 code for a protein of 489 amino acids. Gene Ontology annotation, cellular component: nucleus. The record is from RefSeq and is a predicted model, not a curated record. The transcript has a single exon.
AUGUAUCCUGGCCUUCACUGCAAAUCAUACAAUGAAGAUGAUCAACCCAAUCUUCUCAACCUUAACAUGUUUAAACUAUCCACUUAUCCAUUUUCCCUCCUUCCCACUAGUAACUUGGACCUCUCUUUCUCCACUUGGGACUUCAACAACAAGAGACCCAAAACCUCAUCCAACCCAGUUCAAGUUCCAGUUGCAGAAGCUCAACGCAAUGAACCAACCAUUAAUGGUGCACGCAAGCUCCGGUUUCGAGAUCACAUCGGAACUUACAAGCAAAGAUUCUGGGCAACUGAAGCUGUUGAUGCAUCAAUUAACAUUGAGAAUUAUGAUUCUGGUGAUGGCACCAAUGGCAUGCAAUUAGUUCAGCAAUUGAUCUCAUGCGCUGAGGCAGUGGCGUGCCGAGACCGUGCUCAGGCCUCGAUACUCUUAACCGAGCUACGCGCGAAAGCGAUGGUGUUCGGUACUUCAUUCCAGCGUGUCGCGUCUUGUUUCGUCCAAGGCUUGGUUGAUCGUUUAAUGUUGGUUCAACCGAUAGGUGCGUGCGGCUCGCGUGCGGCGGCAGCAGCAACAACAACAACGACGGUCGAGUGGGACGAAGCAUUGAGCCUGGUUUACGACACAUGCCCAUACAUCCAGUUCGGUCACUUCGUGGCGAACUCGGCCAUUUUGGAAGCCUUUGAGGGAGAGAGUUUGGUUCACAUUGUGGACCUUGGCAUGACUUUGGGCUUGGCUCAUGGUCAUCAAUGGCGUAAGCUUUUGCAAAGCCUCGCGUCACGUUCACCGGCCCUUCGCCGUGUGCGCAUCACCGCAGUCGGGUCGAACACCGACCGGCUGAUCAUCAUCGGAACCGAGCUUGAGUCUUAUGCUCAUACACUUAAUAUUAACCUUGAAUUCUCUGUUAUUGCUACCAACUUAGAAAACUUAAAACCAGAACAAAUUAACAUCAGAGAAGGAGAGGUUUUGGCAGUGAAUAGCAUACUACAACUGCACUGUGUUGUGAAAGAAAGCCGUGGAGCACUAAACACAGUGCUUCAAAUGAUACAUGAGUUAGCACCAAGAGUGUUAGUGCUUGUUGAACAGGAUUCAAGUCACAAUGGGCCAUUUUUUCUUGGGAGGUUUAUGGAGGCAUUGCAUUAUUACUCAGCGAUAUUUGACUCGCUUGAUGUGAUGAUGCCAAAGUAUGACACAAAGAGAGCGAAGAUGGAGCAGUUUUACUUUGGAGAGGAGAUAAAGAAUAUAGUGAGUUGUGAAGGGGGAGGGAGAGUGGAGAGACAUGAGAGAGUGGAUCAGUGGAGGAGGAGGAUGAGUAGAGCUGGGUUUCAGCCGGCGCCGGUGAAGGUUGUCUCGGAGGUGAAGGAGUGGUUGGUGAAGGUGGUGAGUUGUGAGGGGUUUACUGUUGGUGAAGAGAAGGGUUGUUUGGUGCUUGGUUGGAAGUCUAAGCCUGUUAUUGCUGCUUCUUGUUGGAAGUGUUAAGAGAUUAAUUACUUAUUAUGUUGUUGAUUUGCAUGGAAAGACUGUGUGAACUGUGAGGGAAUAAGAGCUGCUUGCUUUGCUUUUGUUUUCAGUUUUAAGGUGUUUGACUUUAAUGUAUAAAGUCAAACAGUUUGAUUACUUAUUAAUAAUAAAAAAAAUGUGUGUUUGUAUUAUUUAUCUAUAUUAUCAAAUAAAUAAAUAAUA